Messenger RNA from Limulus polyphemus (Atlantic horseshoe crab), 2725 nucleotides. RefSeq names its product epidermal growth factor-like protein 7. The record is from RefSeq and is a predicted model, not a curated record. Gene Ontology annotation, biological process: anatomical structure development. Lineage: Eukaryota; Metazoa; Arthropoda; Merostomata; Xiphosura; Limulidae. Gene Ontology annotation, molecular function: calcium ion binding; signaling receptor binding. The transcript is spliced from 10 exons. Gene Ontology annotation, cellular component: extracellular region; cell surface. Bases 493 to 1488 code for a protein of 331 amino acids.
AGCGCUGUAAGCCCACAGACAUACCGCUGUACCACUGAGGGGCCGCUAGGGUUAGAGCUUAUGAUUUGUAGCAUACCUGCCUCAAGUCACUUAAACACUCUGUCAAUAUUAAAGUGACGUUCAGGCUGGAGCCACGUGCUACUCGUAAGUUGUGUAAGUCAAUUUCUAUAUAUCCAUCACGUUUACCGGGAUAACAGUAUACGAUAAGCGAUGUCCAGUGCGUCUACUUAGCGUCUCAGCGAAGAAGCGAGAAGUUGUUUCUCCAUUGCUUUAAUAACCAAUAACUUUUAAAGAUCAACACAAGUAAUUGUUUGUUUAGAGCUGUUCUUACCUUCGCAAAUUGUUUAUAAUUCAAAAUAAUGUAUACAUGAAAAAAAAAAAAAAUUGAAGCUCCAAUUACACAAGAUUGGUCCUAGUACAUGAACAGGAUGAAACUAUAUUAGACUCCAAUCACGAAUCUAAGUUUCUUUUUGUGACUGUUCCAUCAAGCAGAUGACAAUUAGCAAUAUGAUGAAGCCUGGGAACUGGCCUGGAAAAAAUCUCAUUCUUGUUGUAUCGCUGUUGCUGCUGUCGACAUUACCUCUACGAUUAAAAGCACGAACCAACUCAUUAGUGUCUUACAGAGAAGCACUAGAAAAAACACGUGAAGCUCAAACAUCUCUGGCAGCACGUGACUCAAAGUUCUACAGUCAUCAUCGACGUCGCCCAGGACGUCAUGUGUGCGCCCGAAGUCACGUGAUCAACACACCUGUAAAACGUUUCGAAUCUUACCGUAAACCUGUUUACAGAUCUUUCAGACAUGCCUGUCAAUCUGACGCAACUCAGACAUGUACAUCUUAUAGAAUUUUAUACGAAACGGCAUAUCGUUCUGUCUACAAGGCUGUACCUCACACCGAAACUGUAUUUGAAUGUUGCCCAGGAUGGACUCGUAGUUCUUCUUCUUCGUACGAUUGUAUGAAAGCAGUAUGUUCACCCGAAUGUAAAAAUGGAGGAACAUGCACGAAACCUAAUCAGUGUUUUUGUACCUCUGGUUGGACCGGUGAUACUUGUGAAACAGAUGUCGACGAGUGCUCUAAGAAAGGAAAAAGGUGUGAACAGGACUGUGUUAACACGCCAGGAAGCUACAGUUGCCAAUGUCACAAUGGGUUUAUCUUGCAGUCAGAUGCAAAAUCUUGCAGAAUAAAUCUACAGAAUGAUCCAGAAUAUCAGAGAUUUGUUCAAGGUUACGAAGAACUGAACCAAAGAGUUUUUGUAUUAGAAAAGAUUCAAGAAAAACAUAACCUGACAGACCUUGAACAUACGGUCAACCCAGCAUCACCUUCUAGAGGUCUAGAGGGUACUACUCACGUCUUGAACUAUCCUUUUUAUGGUUCCCCAUGGGAACGGGUUCACUCGUUAAGCGAACAGAUCUCGAUGCUAGAAGAACGACUUGAGGAAUGCACGUGUAGUCAGGAACGACGAAGGUCAAGACGAAGACCGUGGAUAUAAUCUCGUUAAACUGAACGAACGAAACGUCACAUGCAAAAACAAACAAAUAAAACUAGAUGAAAAGAAAACUAGCGUACCUAAUUGACAUUACAUAAGAUAUCCGUUACCCAAAUAAAAGUUGUCAUGCGUUCCAGCUGUACAUUAUAACAGCUGUUGUGACGAUGUUUGUGAACAUUUAGAGUGACUGACAUAUAGUGAAGCACUGUGUAAGUGAUAAUCACCAAAGUGAUGUCAUUUCAGUGGUAUUUAUCGUAUCUUUUAAAGGUAUGAUCCGCUUAUAGCAAUUUUGAAGGUUAGACGACAUCCCAAUGAAGUCAAAUUACAAAUAACUGCUAUGCUGAGAAGGUGAUUAAGGCAGAACAAGACGUGUGUACAUAAAAGAUGCAGAGUCAACUGAUGACUGAAGUACAUCUUCCUCCUUAUGAAGAUAACUUUAACUUCUUCAAACGAUUUUUGUUGCUUUAACAAAUAAGGGUUUGUUUUUCUUCCGUAGAUAUAAAAUCCAUUGAGUUUCUAAUGAAGAAGAUUUUGGGCUGUACAUUUAACCUAUCUUAAUACUUUAUUCUGCAAGAAAAAGAUCCAUAAAAGCUUUUGAACAAGUUUUAUUCGUCAUCAUUAUCAGUUAACUUCACCCAAGUUUUCAGCAAGUGUGGAGUCCGUAAAAGUCAUUGAAACAACUUAAACAAUUUUGUUUCUGACAUUUCUGAACGGUACAAUUUAGUGAUUCUGAUUAGCUGUAACUUCGUUCCUGCUGACCAAGAAUGCUUGUUGUGGGCCUUUGUUUUUCUUGUAGAAGGACUUUUUUGUUGAACUUCUCUUGUUACAUCUUGUAAUUGUUUAAAUGAUGUAUAUGGCUUUAAGUGUGAAUAUCUGAAAUCACAGCUAUUUUCUUUUUUAAAAACCUUAAUAAGGUUUAUCAGUUCAAGUUGAUGGUGUGAAACUUUGGCAUUUGAAUCCACAUGAUUAUUAUUGUACAAUUUCCCCUUACUAUUCACACCGAUUGUAAAAUACCAUUCGCUGAACUGUGAAACUUCCUUUAUAAUCAUUCUGUACAUGCGUCAUACUAAAUUCCGUUAGAGUUUUUAAUUGUAAUUACGACCAUUGUAAUUUCAUUUGCAAGUAAGGCUUACACACCACAAAUCCCAAAUAAUCUGCAUUUCUUCGUGUCAUAUAGAAGGAAUUAUAAAAUGUGAUACUGAAUAAACAAUAUUAAUUUUGCUAGAAUAUAAAAGUUAAA